Messenger RNA from Erigeron canadensis, 1095 nucleotides. Its product is annotated as receptor-like protein kinase ANXUR2. The record is from RefSeq and is a predicted model, not a curated record. NCBI's taxonomy places the organism in Eukaryota, Viridiplantae, Streptophyta, Magnoliopsida, Asterales, Asteraceae. Bases 14 to 877 code for a protein of 287 amino acids. Gene Ontology annotation, molecular function: ATP binding; transmembrane receptor protein tyrosine kinase activity. Gene Ontology annotation, biological process: protein autophosphorylation. The transcript is spliced from 2 exons. Gene Ontology annotation, cellular component: plasmodesma; plasma membrane.
UGACGCCCUCAUAAUGUCACUUCAGGACAUUAAACUGGCCACGGAAUACUUUGAUAAUAAGAAUCGCAUUGGCCUUGGAGGAUUUGGGGAAGUUUAUAUAGGAAAAGUACCACAGGGUGAUGGGUUCAAUACUAUUGUUGCAAAGCGAUUGGAUACAAGUCAUGGUCAAGGGGAAAAAGAAUUCAGGAAUGAGAUCCAAAUUCUGUUCGAGUAUAAACAUGAGAAUAUCAUCUCUCUUGUGGGAUAUUGUAAUGAAAAUGAUGAAAAAGUCAUUGUUUACGAGUAUGCGUCUCGAGGAAGUCUUGAUAGGUAUUUGAAGGAUGCUCGUCUUACAUGGAUGAAACGGCUUAAUAUAUGUAUCGAUGUUGCAACUGCGCUGGCUUUCCUUCAUGGAGGAGUGAGAAGACAGGCAAUAGUGAUACACAGGGACAUCAAAACACCUAACAUUCUACUAAAUGAUAAAUGGAAUGCAAAACUUGCUGAUUUUGGGCUUUCCUUGAUAAGUCCAAUAAACAAGGAAACAGGCUAUGUCAUCGAUCAUGCGUGCGGCACAGAGGGCUACUUGGACCCCCUGUAUUCGGAAUCUGGUUUCUUAACAAUAGAAUCCGAUAUUUAUUCAUUUGGGGUGGUUUUGUUUGAGAUCAUGUGUGGGAGAUUUCUAACAGGUGUCGUCGUCAAAGAGAACUUUGAAAAAGGAAAAAUCGAUGACUUUGUAUUUGAAGCUAUAAAGAAACAGAUCGAGCCGAAAGCAUUGAUUGCAUUCAAAACGAUUGCCUACCAGUGCUUACAUGAGGAUAGAGAAAAACGUCCAACCGCAAAAGAAGUUCUAGAAAAACUUGAGGAGGCACGGAAAUUCCAAAUUUCAGGAAGUGAUUAAGCGUGCGCUGGUUGCAGAUUCCCUCAAAUGAAGCUGGAUCAAUUAAUUAUUUUUUGUUUCCCCUAAAUAAGAGUCCGGACUUAGUCUGGCUAACGUUUCCUGUACUCUUUGUUGCUAUUGCAGUUAUCUUUUCUUCUUUUAUUUUUACCUAUUUAAGGAUGGGGUGUCAUCCAUUUGUUUAAUCAAAUUCAGUACUUUUUACGGGCAAUAUAUAUACC